Molecule: messenger RNA, 4610 nt
Organism: Phyllopteryx taeniolatus (common seadragon)
Lineage: Eukaryota; Metazoa; Chordata; Actinopteri; Syngnathiformes; Syngnathidae
Gene: csnk1g2b
Product: casein kinase 1, gamma 2b
Exons: 10
Coding region: 2538-3539 (333 amino acids)
Biological process (GO): signal transduction; peptidyl-serine phosphorylation; endocytosis
Cellular component (GO): plasma membrane; nucleus; cytoplasm
Molecular function (GO): ATP binding; protein serine/threonine kinase activity
Source: RefSeq, a predicted model, not a curated record
AUGGUGGAAAAUAAGUAUUUGGUCACCUACAAACAAGCAAGAUUACUGGCUCUCACAGGCCUGUAACUUCUUCUUUAAGAGGCUCCUCUGUCCUCCACUUCCUACCUGUAUUAAUGGCACCUGUUUGAACUCGUUAUCGGUAUAAAAGACACCUGUCCACAACCCCAAACAGUCACACUCCAAACUCCACUAUGGCCAAGACCAAAGAGCUGUCAAAGGACACCAGGAAAAAUAAAUAUAGACCUGCACCAGGCUGGGAAGACUGAAUCUGCAAUAGGUAAGCAGCCUAGUGUGAAGAAAUCAACUGUGGUAGCAUUAUUAGAAAAUGGAAGACAUACAAGACCAAUGAUAAUCUCCUUCGAUCUGGGGCUCCAUGCAAGAUCUUAUCCCGUGGGGUCAAAAUGAUGACAAGAACGGUGAGCAAAAAUCCCAGAACCACACGGGGGGACCUAGUGAAUGACCUGCAGAGAGCUGGGACUAAAGUAACAAAGGCUACCAUGAGUAACACCGCCUGGGACUCAAAUCGUGCAGUGCCAAACGUGUCCUCUUGCUUAAGCCAGUACAUGUCUGUCUGAAGUUUGCUAGAGAGCAUUUGGAUGAUCCAGAAGAGGAUUGGGAGAAUGUCAUAUAGUCAGAUGAAACUAAUAUAGAACUUUGUGGUAAAAACUCAACUUAACGUGUUUGGAGGAGAAAGAAUGCUGAGUUACAUCCAAGGAACACCAUACCUACUGUGAAGCAUGGGGUGGAAACAUCAUACUUUGGGGCUGUUUUUCUGCAAAGGGACCAGGACGACUGAUCCAUGAGGAAAGAAUGAAUGGGGCCAUGUAUUGUGAGAAUUGAGUCAAAACCACCUUCCAUCAGGGCAUUGAAGACUAAACGUGGCUGAGUCUUUCAGCAUGACAAUGAUCCCAAAGACACCGCCCGGGCAACGAAGGAGUGGCUUCGGAAGAAGCAUUUCAAGGUCCUGGAGUGGCCUAGCCAGUCUCCAGAUCUCAACCACAUAGAAAAUCUUUGGAGGGAGUUGAAAGUCUGUGUUGGCCAGCGACGGCCCCAAAACAUCACUGCUCUGGAGGAGAUCUGCAUGGAGGAAUGGCCCAAAAUGGCCCAAAAUACCAGCAACAGUGUGUGAAAACCUCGUGAAAACAUUUGAUCUCUGUCAUUGCCAACAAUGGGUAGAUAAAGAAUUGAGAUGAACUUUUGUUAUUGAGCAAAUACUUAUUUUCCACCAUAAUUUGCGAAUAAAUCCUUAAAAAAAUUGUGAUUUUUCUGGAUUUUUUUCCUCAUUUUGUCAAAAUUAUAGGCGUCUCUCAUCUUUUUCAGUGGGAGAACUUGCACAGCGGGUGACUAAAUACUGCCCCACUGUAUGUCAUACCAAAGCAACGGCUCUGUUGUUUUAAUUCAGAAUUCUAGCCUUGGGGGUGACAGAAGCGACACAGUGCCGCUUCAGUAAUUGUGGCACCUCUACACUAAACUUAAUGUAAAUUAAUCGUUCCUUGAAAUAAGUUUCAAUUUAGAGAAAUAACACAGUUUUAGUGGUUAGUAUGGUUGUGUUGCAUCACUUGAUAUUACAUUUUUAUGUUGUCUAUAACAAAACACUUUCAACAUCAAAUUACUUUGGCAUGUACAUGCACACUAUGUUAAUGCACCCCAAUUUGUGGAUUUGAGUCUAUAGCUGCAAUAUUAUUAUGCUGGUGAAGAUACGCCUAGGUAGGAAGGUGUGUAGGAAUGUGGGUACUUUAUUAAUCCUGUAGAAAAUUGUUUAGUGUAAAUAAUAUUUUAUUACCAUGACAGUGUAUAUGGGGUGUUCAAUCAGUCAACAUGUUUACAAAAUGCUCUGCAGAUUUUCCAACUUUUCUUUUUCAACUUAUUUCUCUUUGCAAGCGCAAAGCGCUCUCCAAUUUCUCUUUUGUAGCCGUCAUUUUCACAAGUUUGCGAGCACUUGCCUGUCGACAUCCAAAACGUGCCUGUAGUUGUGGCCCAUAUCGGCUUUUGGCCAUACUUUUGUUCCCUGGAAUCUACCUGCCGCACUGUUAACCUGCACAACCAGAAAAUUCUGCUUUCUACUGUAAUUUAAAGAACAGAUACAGCUCUGUUGAUUGAGUAACUUGCCAAGUAGUUGCUCCUGCUUUGACCAGUCAUAUAGGUCAUUUCUGCUACAUGAAUUUUCAUCCAUCCAUCCAUACACCCACCCACCCAUGCAUCCAUCCAUCCAUCCAUCCAUUUUCUUCCACUUUAUCUGGGGUCUGGUCACGGGGGAAGGCUUCCUUCUCCCCAGCCACUUCAUCCAGCUCCUCUGGGGGGGGAUCCAGAGGCGUUCCUGGGCCAGCCAGGUGACUUCCAGCGUGUCUUGGGGCGACCCCAGAACACCUCACCAAGGAGUCGUCCUAACCACAUGCCCGAGCCACCUCAUCUGGCUCCUCUCGAUGCGGAGGAGCAGCGGCUCAACUCUAAGCCCUUCCCGGAUGACUGAGCUCCUCACCAUAUACUAGGGAAUUCCACAGGUGUACUACUUUGGUCCUUGCGGUAAAUACAAUGCUAUGGUGUUGGAGCUGCUUGGGCCCAGUCUAGAAGACCUGUUUGAUCUUUGCGACCGGACCUUCUCCCUCAAGACCGUCCUGAUGAUAGCCAUACAGCUGAUAACGCGGAUGGAGUAUGUCCACACAAAGAGUCUGAUAUACAGAGAUGUGAAGCCGGAAAACUUCUUAGUUGGGCGACCAGGAAGCAAAAGACAGCACACAAUUCACAUCAUCGAUUUUGGUCUGGCCAAAGAGUACAUAGACCCCGAGACCAAAAAACACAUCCCAUACCGGGAGCACAAGAGUCUGACUGGAACGGCACGCUACAUGAGCAUCAACACACACCUGGGAAAAGAGCAAAGUCGGCGGGAUGAUUUGGAAGCCUUGGGUCACAUGUUCAUGUACUUCCUUCGAGGUAGCCUCCCGUGGCAGGGCUUAAAGGCGGAAACUUUAAAGGAGAGGUAUCAAAAAAUUGGGGAUACCAAACGAGCGACCCCGAUCGAAGUGCUUUGUGAAAGCUUCCCUGAAGAGAUGGCCACCUACCUCCGAUAUGUGAGGAGGCUGGACUUCUUUGAGAAGCCUGACUACGACUACUUGCGGAAGCUCUUCACUGAUCUGUUUGACAGAAACGGCUACGUCUUUGACUAUGAAUAUGACUGGGUUGGCAAAUCCCUGCCCACACCAAUAGGCCCUAUCCCUAGUGAUGCUCCCCUGCAGCCCAGCAGCAGGGACAAAGCACAACAGCAGACCAAAAACCAGUCACCUGAGCCAAAAGGAAGUGAGUCUCAGCCCACCCCCGUGACCAAUAAGGAGACUUUGGGGUCGCACCUCACAGCUGAGCGGCUGGGGGGCUCUGUCCAGGUGAUGAGCUCAACAAAUGGUGAGCUGAACACUGAUGACCCCACAGCUGGACACUCCAAUGCUCCCAUCACUGCUCCCACCGAGGUUGAAGUGGCUGAUGAAACCAAGUGCUGUUGUUUCUUCAAAAGGAGAAAGAGGAAAGCCCUCCAGAGGCACAAGUGAAUGACACCAUUGGAGAGAACUUGAAACCUUGUUGUCACUGUCAAAUUUUAAACGGAAGCAACUACACAGACUCCUCCUUGUCCUUUUCUCUGCCCAGCUUCCCUCUUACCUCUUUACCGCCCCACUUCCACCUCAUCCUCCACUCCCCUACCGCCAACCCUGCCCCUGCUUCUAUCUUUCUCGUUCUCAGUGCUCCCUGGCUGCUGGUGUGUCAAAGGAAUGUUGCAGUCAUACUGACUCACAACAGACUGAUUCCUUUAUCAGCAGAAAAACUUACCUGCAUUACAAGGAGGGAGGGAGGGGUGGGGGCUUGAGAAAACGUUUAAAAAAGCUGUAACAAUGAAACUGUGGCGUGAAUAUGAAAAAAGAUACUGUUUGAAACAGUUGUUGUAUUCUAGAUUCCAUAAAAGUUUGUUGUUCCAACAGUGAGCUGUUGAUCAGGGGGAACCAUCAGAAUUCUACUCCUUAAGAAAUUGUUUAUUGCUUUUGUUUUCUUCCUUUGGUGUGUGUUUUGGGAUCAAAGUAAAGAGGAAAGGUGAAAAUAUGAUGUUAAAAUCUGAGAGACACAGGAAGCUUUUCAACUAUAACAGAAUUUGGAGGAUUUUUAUGUAUUUUUUCUCUUUUUUUGUAAUUGACUCCUCAGUUUUCAAAGUCAAAUCCCUGCAUUGAAGACUUAUUUUUAUGUUGUAGUGUUCUGGAGUUUCAUUUUUUUCCCUUCCUCUGGCUUUCUUUUUGUCUGUCAACGUGGACUUUGUAGCACAGUCACUGGCCUCAGGUACUGUGGAAGAUUGAGAGAAACAGAUAUUAAGCUCUCUUGCUAUUAUUGCACUUUUGGGAAAAAAAAACUGAAAAUUACAGUGAAAACUUUAGGUUUGGAAUUAACAAUUACGAAAACAAAACUUAAUAAAGACUGAUCUAGGAAGAGUCCUUCACGACGCUUAUAUCUGAGUUAUGGCAGAAAAUGUUGAUUUACAUGGGGGAAGAUGUCUUUCAACUUUUAUUUCUUACAUCAGAAUAAUUUACCAGGAAAUCAUAGUUUGUGCCUUUCUAAGUAAAAUGUUUAAAGCUCAA